This is a messenger RNA of Psilocybe cubensis, 903 nucleotides long. RefSeq lists its product as uncharacterized. NCBI's taxonomy places the organism in Eukaryota, Fungi, Basidiomycota, Agaricomycetes, Agaricales, Agrocybaceae. The record is from RefSeq and is a predicted model, not a curated record. The coding region runs from base 1 to 903 and encodes 300 amino acids. The transcript has 3 exons.
AUGCCAACACGCUCGAUUUCAGUUAUUAGUAUAUCAUCUUCGGAAGAUGAGGCUGCCCCGCUUACCGAAGGAAAACAAAAGUCUGAGAGAAAGCAAAAGGCUAUCGAUCAUCCUGCCAGUGCUUCUUCCUUCCCCCCGCCUACUUCAAACACAGGCCAUAGCAUUGGGCCCACAAAAUCGCGCGCGGUUCCUUCGACUGGUCAUCUUCAGCCUGUAAAGCCCGUUAUACCAACACCCCCUAUUGCGUCUAUGGCUCCGCCCUUAGCCCAACCAUCUCGCCUUUCUGCGCGUCGAAAUAGGUCUCCCCGUCGUUAUAUGGUAGCAUCGAAUUGUUAUCCCAGGUUGAAAACACACCGUAUUGCACCCAUGGCUCCACCCUUGGCCCAACCAUCUCGCUUUUCUGAGCGACGAAAUAAGUCGCCCCCUCGCCAUAUGGUGGCAUCAAAUUCUUCCAGGUCGACUUCUUCAACCGCACGUACGUUACCACCCACUGCUCCAGCUGAGCCAUCCACCAUGCCUCAUAUUAACAUUCGAGCACGUCAACGCGCGGAGCGUCCUCUCCGUCCUACACAACGUCAGGCCGGCAUCGAAGAGGUUUUGCCUAGUGACCCCAGGCCAUACACAGUUGCAGAGGUAGCUCCCCCUGCUGGUGCUGAACGUCUCGUCGCCCCGGUUCCUGCAGCCGCGCCUUCUGCUGUCGUGACACAAGCUCGUCAACUCGAGCCACCUCCUUUAGUGCGCGCGCCUCGUCCUACUAUGCAGGUCGAGGUUGUGAUUUCUUCUCGCCCGCCUGUUCUUACACGUCGAGGACGACGUACGGGCCUCUCUGCACCAGUCCGCCAAGUCGUUGCCAGCCGCGCCCCUUCUUCAAUCGAGGACGAGGAUGGCACCAUUGACUCCUGA